AUGGCGUACAAUCGACUUGGCAGUCCUCAACGGGACGGCCCUUACUCUCCUCCCGCUAAUCCUCAAUACGAUUCCAGAUCACCGUCUCCUGGUCGACCUCUGCAACCUUAUACACAUCCAGAGGAAUCCUACACACGACAGGCUCUUCACCUCCAGAUGCCCACAGCCUCUAGUGAUCGCCUCGCCAUGCAGCCCACGUACUCGGUCGAAAAUAUUCACAACUCACAUGGACACAACCAACAAUAUGAACAACAACCAUCCGCCGGAGGGGAUAUGAGCUAUGGGAGAAGUGACUAUAUUGUGUCACCAGAGGAACAUCACGAUGGCUACUACACUCAGCCAUACUCUCCUCAUCCUCAGGGUGACUACGCGCUUGAUCCAUAUCCCACUCCGAGCGAAACAUAUCGAAAUGACAAUGACAAUGUUCCGAUCCUUCAACCUGACUCUGCUUAUGGGCCGGAUCCACACUCACAACCAGGCAUGGGAUAUGACGGUUAUCAUGACGAAGAGCUACGGCCUACGCCAUCUCCAGCGCCGAUUAGGAGGUGGAAGACGGUCAAGGAAGUGCAAUUGUUCAAUGGCAAUCUCGUGCUUGACUGCCCUAUCCCCCCCAAGCUCUUGGCCAAUGUUCCACAUGCGAAACCUCCCGAGAGAGAUGAGUUUACGCAUAUGAGAUACUCCGCUGCGACUUGCGACCCCUCAGAAUUUUACAACGAAAGAUUCACGCUCCGACAACGGCUCUUCGCGAAGCCCCGGCAAACAGAGCUGUUCAUUGUCGUGACCAUGUACAACGAAGAUGAAUUUUUAUUUGCGCGGACCAUGAUUGGUAUCUUCAAAAACAUUGAAUACAUGUGUAAUAGAAACACCAGCAAAACCUGGGGAAAAGAAGCCUGGAAGAAAAUUGUGGUUUGUGUUGUGAGUGAUGGCCGUGCGAAAAUCAACCCUCGAACCCGGGCGGUUCUGGCUGGUCUGGGCGUCUAUCAAGAUGGGAUUGCCAAACAACAAGUCAAUGGUAAAGACGUCACAGCUCACAUCUACGAGUACACUACGCAGGUUGGUCUGGAGCUUAAGGGCACCCAAGUGUCUCUGAAGCCGCGAUCUGCGACACCCGUUCAAAUGCUGUUUUGUUUGAAAGAGAAGAAUCAAAAGAAGAUCAACUCUCAUCGAUGGUUCUUCCAAGCAUUUGGCCGUGUCUUGGAUCCUAAUAUUUGUGUGCUCAUCGAUGCUGGAACCAAGCCCGGAAAGGACUCAAUCUACCAACUCUGGAAAGCCUUUGAUCUGGAACCUAUGUGUGGUGGUGCUUGCGGCGAAAUCAAGGUCAUGUUGGAGCACGGCAAGAAGCUUCUCAACCCCCUCGUCGCCACGCAAAACUUCGAAUACAAGAUGUCGAAUAUCUUGGACAAACCGCUCGAAUCCGCAUUCGGUUUCAUUUCCGUGCUCCCCGGCGCAUUUUCCGCCUAUCGGUACGUUGCCUUGCAAAAUGACAAGAAUGGCGAAGGUCCGCUGGAGAAAUAUUUCAAAGGCGAGACGAUGCACGCUGAUGCGGGCGUGUUUACGGCGAACAUGUAUCUGGCCGAAGAUCGUAUACUUUGUUUCGAACUUGUCAGCAAACGCAAUUGUCGCUGGAUCCUGCAAUAUGUGAAAUCCGCCACCGGUGAAACGGAUGUACCGGACCGGAUCCCAGAAUUUGUUCUUCAACGACGACGGUGGCUCAACGGUUCUUUCUUUGCCGCCGUCUACGCGGUGGCGCACGUGUACCAGCUGUGGCGAAGUGAUCACAGUGCCAUUCGAAAGUUCAUGUUCCUGAUUGAAUUCACCUACCAGACAAUCAACAUGCUCUUCGCUUGGUUUGCAAUUGGCAACUUUUUCCUCGUUUUCAGGCUCUUGACAGCCUCAUUGGGAACCCCUGGCCCUCUCGGGUCAGCCGGCACAGUUCUCGGUGUGAUCUUCGAGUUCAUCUACCUGGGUACACUUCUUUAUUGUUUCAUCCUAUCCAUGGGCAACAGACCUCAAGGGUCAAAGAAGUCUUACCUGAUGAUGGUCAUUUUCUGGUCGGUCCUCAUGGUGUGGUUGACCUUUGCCUCGAUUUUCUUAACGGUCCGGUCGAUCGAAGCCGAAGUCAACGAGAAGGACUUUAGUUUCUCAACAAUCUUCAACAACAGCACCUUCUUUGGCCUGAUCGUCUCCCUUGCCAGCACCUAUGUUCUCUGGUUUGUGGCCAGCUUUUUGUUUUUCGACCCAUGGCAUAUGUUCACUUGCUUCCUUCAAUAUCUCGUCCUUACCCCAACCUAUAUCAAUGUUCUCAACAUCUACGCCUUUUGUAAUACCCACGACAUUACUUGGGGAACCAAAGGGGAUGACAAGGCCGAGAAAUUGCCCAGCGCCAAUGUCAAACCAGGUGGAAUGGUCGACGUGAUGAUUCCUCAAGAUGACGGCGACUUGAACGCACAAUAUGAUGCGGAGUUGAACAAAUUCGCCACCAAAGCUGUGAAAGAGGUGAAGCCACCCAAUCCAGCGGACAAGCAAGAGGACUACUACAAAUCUUUCCGAAGCAACGUCGUCACAGCUUGGAUGGUCACCAAUUUCAUCCUGGUAGCGGCGGUGCUGAACGUGGCAGGAUUUGAUAGAAUCAACGUCGACGACACCGAGCAGCAAAAUUCGACGGUGUAUUUAGCCGUCAUUCUGUGGUCGGUGGCAGGCUUGUCUUUGUUUCGAUUCUGUGGUGCGUGUUGGUUUCUGAUUGUCAGAAUGGUAAGUGCUUCUCGAGUUCCCCGGAAUCCCCGACGCUGA
Messenger RNA from Rhinocladiella mackenziei CBS 650.93, 2790 nucleotides. Its product is annotated as chitin synthase 2. Gene Ontology annotation, molecular function: chitin synthase activity. The transcript is spliced from 2 exons. Gene Ontology annotation, cellular component: cell periphery; cell septum. The record is from RefSeq and is a predicted model, not a curated record. Lineage: Eukaryota; Fungi; Ascomycota; Eurotiomycetes; Chaetothyriales; Herpotrichiellaceae. The coding region runs from base 1 to 2790 and encodes 929 amino acids.